AUGGCUGCCCGUACUCUUGAGGCGACUUUUGAGCGCAUGACGGUCAAUGAUGAGAAUGACGGUGAAAGCUCCAAGUCGUAUUCCAAGUCCAAGGCCGUGGUCACAACGACUUCAUCUAGCAGCCGACCCAACCUCUUCAAGGUUGCCCUCCAGUCUCACAGCGGAAAUGCCAACGCUCCCUCAUCACCUCCCCGGAAGGCCCUUCCUUCCUCGUCACGGACAUCAGAAGAGGCUGAAGAACAACGAGACUCGGUUGCUGCCCUCCCCGAGCCCUCUAUCCCCAAGCAACUCCAUCUGGGCAUGUUUGAGAUCGGCCGCGCCCUCGGCAAGGGCAAGUUUGGACGAGUCUAUCUAGCGAGGGAGAGGGCCUCGGGUUUCAUCUGCGCCCUCAAGGUCCUUUACAAGAAUGAGUUGAUCCAGCACCGAGUCGAGAAGCAGGUCCGAAGAGAGAUCGAGAUCCAAAGCAACCUGCGACACCCAAACAUUCUCCAGAUGUACAACUAUUUCCAUGAUAGCAAGCGAGUCAUUCUCAUCCUCGAGUUUGCUGGCAAGGGCGAGCUGUACAAGCACCUUCGACGAGAGAACCGAUUCCCCGAGUGGAAGGCGGCCCAGUACAUUGCUCAGGUCACCUCAGCCUUGCAAUACCUUCAUCGCAAGCAUGUCAUCCACCGAGACAUCAAGCCCGAGAAUAUCCUGCUCGGCUACCAUGGCGAAAUCAAGAUGUCGGACUUUGGUUGGAGUGUUCAUGCUCCUAACAACCGGAGAAAGACCAUGUGUGGAACUCUCGAUUACCUCCCCCCAGAGAUGAUCAAGCCCGGCACAUCCGACAACUACUACAACGAAAAGGUUGACCUGUGGAGCAUGGGUGUUUUGGCGUACGAGUUUCUCGUCGGCGAGGCGCCCUUUGAGGAUACCCCGAUCAUGACGCAGCGGAGGAUCGAAAGGGCUGAUAUGACGAUUCCUAAAUGGGUGAGCCCUGAGGCUACGGACCUCAUCAAGAGGUUGCUUGUGUUGGACCCUGAGAAGCGAAUCUCUCUCGAGCAGGUCAUGGAGCACCCCUGGAUCAUCAAGCACUGUGUCAAGGGAGAGCGGGCCUCCAACCGCGAAAAGGCACAGAAAUCUCUUGCCUAG
Molecule: messenger RNA, 1131 nt
Organism: Fusarium vanettenii 77-13-4
Lineage: Eukaryota; Fungi; Ascomycota; Sordariomycetes; Hypocreales; Nectriaceae
Exons: 3
Coding region: 1-1131 (376 amino acids)
Biological process (GO): mitotic spindle organization; regulation of cytokinesis; protein phosphorylation
Cellular component (GO): spindle midzone; chromosome passenger complex; spindle pole centrosome
Molecular function (GO): ATP binding; protein kinase activity
Source: RefSeq, a predicted model, not a curated record